Messenger RNA from Hevea brasiliensis (rubber tree), 492 nucleotides. RefSeq lists its product as uncharacterized. The transcript is spliced from 4 exons. The record is from RefSeq and is a predicted model, not a curated record. Gene Ontology annotation, biological process: tRNA guanine ribose methylation. Bases 1 to 492 code for a protein of 163 amino acids. NCBI's taxonomy places the organism in Eukaryota, Viridiplantae, Streptophyta, Magnoliopsida, Malpighiales, Euphorbiaceae. Gene Ontology annotation, molecular function: RNA binding.
AUGAAUUCUUGCAAGUACAGAGACAAUCGCCAUGUUAGUAUGGGUGCAGAGAAAUGGUUGGACAUUGAACUCUGGGACUCUACUCAAGAGUGCUUUGAAGUUAUAAAGUCGCGGGGUUAUCGAAGUGCCACACCACAUGUUGGAAUGGAAGCGGUAUCUGUUUAUGACAUGGAUUGGUCAUGCCCAACUGCAAUAGUAGUUGGAAAUGAGAAUAGGGGGAUAAGCGAUGAAGCCCUGAAACUGUCGGAUUUGCACUGCAGUAUUCCAAUGAAAGGCAUGGUAGACUCAUUCAAUGUUUCAGUUGCAGCAGGCAUCCUCAUGCACUAUGCUGUUUGUGACAGAAAUUCUCGCCUGGGCUGUCAUGGUGAUUUGACAUCAGAAGAAAGCCAGAUCCUACUAGCGGAGUUCUCUCUGCGUCAUAGCAAGAGUGCAAUAAGCAUUGCUCAUGAGUAUGCGAAGCGCAAGGCAGCUACACCCGUGCCAAAGUUUUGA